Messenger RNA from Chiloscyllium plagiosum (whitespotted bambooshark), 4297 nucleotides. It is a transcript of the gene slc2a9l2, whose product is annotated as solute carrier family 2 member 9, like 2. Lineage: Eukaryota; Metazoa; Chordata; Chondrichthyes; Orectolobiformes; Hemiscylliidae. The record is from RefSeq and is a predicted model, not a curated record. Gene Ontology annotation, molecular function: D-glucose transmembrane transporter activity. Gene Ontology annotation, cellular component: plasma membrane. Gene Ontology annotation, biological process: dehydroascorbic acid transport.
UAUUUAUUCUCAGUCUGCUGAUGGAUCUUAUUGAGUAUAUAAACUCUCUACCUCACUUGUUGAUUAGAUUGCCGUCUUCAUGGUUGUUGGUGCAGCUGACAUUCUUUCAUCCUCAGCCACGGUAAUGAAAUGUUGCGGCUCAACUAACAUUAUUUCUGGAAAAGAAAGGGCGCAAUCCUGCACAAUGCCAACCAGUGAGGGGGACACAAGUAAUUGCACAGACAUAAUGGUGACAGAUAAUACGCAAGCUAAAAAAGUAUUGACAUGCCAUCUUGUAGUUGCUUCACUGGUUGGAGCUUUUGGCUCAGCAUUUUUGUAUGGCUAUAACCUGUCAGUAGUAAAUGCACCAACAGUGUACGUUAAAGCCUUUUGCAAUGAAUCAUGGACCAGGCGAUUUGGAACACCCAUUGAGACCAAAUCACUGACACUUCUCUGGUCAAUAAUUGUUUCCAUUUCUGCCAUUGGUGGUCUGGUCGGUGCAUUUAUUGUCACCCCGUUUGUGAAACACUUGGGCAGGAAAGGCACACUUCUCUUAAAUAAUGGAUUCGCAAUCCUUGCUGCUUUAUUGAUGUCCUUGAGUGAAACUGCUGGCUUCUUCGAAAUGCUGAUUGUGGGGCGUUUUAUUAUUGGAGUGAAUGGAGGCAUUGCCCUCAGUGCCCUUCCUAUGUACUUGGGUGAAAUCUCACCGAAGCAAAUCCGUGGCUCCCUAGGGCAGAUCACAUCCAUUUUCAUCUGUGUUGGUGUCUUUGUUGGUCAGAUCUUGGGACUUCCGGAGAUACUUGGCAAGGAGUCAAGUUGGCCAUUAAUGUUUGGGCUUAAUGCAGUUCCAGCUGUGAUUCAACUUGCUGUUCUUCCAUUCCUUCCCGAAAGCCCUCGGUACUUGCUGUUUGAAAAGAAUGAUGUUUCUCAAGCCAAGAAAGCAUUUCAAAUCUUUAGUGGGAAGGAAGAUGUCGUGAAAGAACUGGAGGAAGUCCAGGCAGAAAGGAAAGCCCAAAAACACGUUCAGUUGUUAUCAGUGUUGGACUUACUGAGAAAGCAGUCUGUACGCUGGCAAGUCAUCACAGUCAUUGUCAUUAUGGCCUGCUACCAGCUCUGUGGUCUGAAUGCUAUCUGGUUCUACACAAGCAGCAUCUUCAAAGUGUCUGGCAUCAGUGAGGAUCAGAUCCCCUACAUCACUCUCAGCACCGGUGCCAUUGAGAUCACUGCUGCAAUUAUUUCUUGCUUGACCAUUGAACGACUUGGACGACGAUCUCUUCUCAUUAGUGGAUUUAGUUUGAUGUCAUUUUUCUUUGGGUUGCUCACGAUUUCACUCAAUCUGCAGGUCUCAUUGCACCAUUGUGAAGAGUUAUCUCUGGUGUCCAGAACAAUGUUUGUCGCUCAAAGCAACAUCGCAAAACAAAAUCAUCUGAUCAGUAGUACAAUAUGGAAGCCACAUGCUCAAAUCUGCUGCUUUGUCCCCUAUAUUGCAAUAAUGACUACACUUUAAAAAUGUUUUGUUGACUGUAAAGCACUCUGGGACAUCCAAAUGAAGUGAAAGGCACUGUAUAAAUGCAAAUUUUCCUUUGAUCCCUUUGACUUCCUUGCAUAACAUGAUGGUUGAAUGAUACAGAUUAUCACGCAUCUUUCCUUGUUGUAGGGUUUUAAGCUCACUAUGUGACUAAUUCAAAGUGAGCAAAUUAAGACUCUUGAUUCGUACACACUCUUAACCGCACAUUGUAGGGUCAUGCCCCUCCAAUAGAAUUGGGAACAUAAGGUGAAAAGCACUUAACAAGCCAGCAGCAGCAACUUCUGGCAGGUAAAAGACAGCUAUGACAAGCCACCAUCGUAGACCCAAAGACACCACCAUCUCCAUUGACCUCAGGAAGACACUAAGCCUCAGGUGAUACACACAAAGUGAGUACUCUUACAACAGCAACGAUAUAUCUGUCAGAGUUUCCACUGGCAAUGUGGAGGAGUCUGUCAGAGCUAUAACACAAUUACAUCUCAGGCUUUUGAAUGCAUGGUCACCCCAUUGCAAGAGAUUCCUCAGUCUCAUCGAUAGCCAUUUGUAACAGACCAAUGUGUGGAUGUAGGUGUUCAACAGUAGCUUCAUACCAUGGCAGUAACCAUGAUUGUAUUGUACAGUCUCACUGUUGUCAAUGCAGCCAAUCACCCACUGUUGGUGAACAGGCAAUUGCAGGCCGUCCCUGGGAUGAUAAAGGGAGACAGGGACAAGGGGGUGGGGCCUCUAGUGAAGGCAUGUGAUCACAACCAUUUCCUUAGGUUUCCUGAAGUAGCCACCCAUUCUGAAUGACUGAGCUGUCCCUGCACUGAUGAAAGUGGGAUCGCCUUUUGACAGAGUAUUCACAGGCUCCACAUCUGAGAGGUCAUCUCCAUGGCAUCUCAUCGAGGCAUGGAUCAAAGACCAGUGCAGAGAACACUGGGGAAACUCAGCAGGUCUAGCAGCAUCUGUGGACAGAGAAAUGGACUGAAUAUCUUCUGCUGAACUGAACUGGCUGCCUCCAGCUCUGCUGAUGGCUCAGAGGCAACACUGUCAGAGAGAAUUCCGAGUGGUUUUAGCAUUACAAAUUCAGUUGUCUGGGUGUGAGUACCAAUUUCAAACUUCGUAUCAAAUGGAAAAUGUACACUUCAAGUAUGCAUUGCUAGUAAGUGUCAUGAUGUUGUUUAUCUCCCAUCCUAUAUUGACCCCAGAUGGGUGAAAAUAGCAGAGUGACAGGAGACUCUUGAAUGGCAGUAGCAGAUGGGAAGUGGCUGUUCUUGGUAGCAUUUUGACUUAUUCAUGGUGGGGAGUUAUUAGGUGCAGCUACACUUGGUUCUGAAUGGCACAAGUACAAUGCUGAAUGGACUUCUCGCAAUUGAAACCUGCCCGAAUGAGGGUGCUAUGAACUUCUCUUGUGGCAGGACAUAUCAUUGGAACCUUGAGAUGUUUGUAAGUCAUCAGAGGAAGCUGGGUGUACCUCCCACUUCCUCAAGUACUAGACCCACUCCACUUUGAAAUGUCAGGAUCAAUGAGGCAUUGUACCCCACUACCAUGGAGGAGAUCCUUGUCAGGCCAUAGCAAAGGAGAGUGUCACACUGGGCAAGACACUGGAAUUACCUUUUCAGACAAUCAUGGCCAGAUUUCAACUGUUACCCCUCAUCUCCAUGUAGCAAGGUUGUGUGUUAGAGUGAAGAGCUGAGAUAUCAGUCACUGCUAAAGAAUGAGAGAGCUCUAAAAGCUCCCUGGAAAGGUGGAUGCCUUCCAGUUCCUUUUGUGGAGGGCAAACACGAACUGCUCAUUAAAAGAUUAGAAUCCCUGUUGACUCAGGCCAUUCGUUGUGAUAGACUGUUAAUCACUACAUAAGUGCACACAAUUAAAUCCUGGUCCUAUUGAAGUCUGUGGCAAAAGAGGAGUGUGGCAAAGUCUUCAGCCUUCUGGGCAUGACUGACAACUUUCACAUCAAGGAUAAUGUACGAUGAUGCCAUGCCAAGCAAGGUACAAACGAUCUGGCUGAAGCUGCUAUGAGGAGCAGCAGAUUGUGAGAUCCUGCAAGCAUCGGUAGCUGAGCAAAGAAAAUUGAGAACUACAGUCAUCUUGACUGCCACAGGCAAUGGGUGCUCAACUCACCUUGAGGCUUCCUCCAAGGCACACGGUUUUGAUACGAGAGCAGCAGGCUUCAGAGGCCCUGCUGCUCUGAGAGAGCCAUGCUGUUGACCUAAGGCUUAUAGACCCUGUAUAGGAGGUAGCAUCUUCAUGAUGCUGUCCUGUGACCAGAUCGAUUCAGCUGUAUGUUGCGGUGUCGCAUGCCACAGCUUCUACUUUCCGUGCAGUUUCUGUCACUCAGACUACUGGGCUGAAGGCCACUGCAGCUGUUCCUCAAUAGUCUAUCAGCCUUCAAAACGUAUGCAUCUCCUGACCCUGUGUAACUUCACACGAAAGAAAAGUUAGCACCGUUAUACAAAUGCUCAAGUCUCCUCAAUGAAAUGGCAACAAGUUACUUUUGCUGAAGACUAUCUAAAAGAUUUAGCUCACGGGGUUGCCCACCUCAGUGUCAUCCUUUAACUAUGGAGGCCAAGGCACUUCAAGUGUUUUUCCGCUUCAGUUAUUGAUUUCACCACCAAGCUGCUCAGGAGAGAUGGAAUGACUUCGAUUCAUAGAAUUCCUACACUGCAUUAGGAGGCUAUUGGGCCCAUUGAGUCCGCACCGACCCGCUGAUGAUCAUCCUAUCCCCAAAACCCAUAAUCCCACUUUUUUUUAAAAACCCACCUAGUCAGCACACUACAGACAAUUUCCCAUGGCUAAUUCUGUGGGAGGAAA